CCAAGCAAUACCUGCAUCCACAGCAAACAGCAUUGAGGGUCACGGCGCGCCCUGUUGUAGACAUGGCGCCGCUUUGCACAAUAUUUUGAUUUAUAAGCUCUGUUUCUGCCUUCUACACAAUCACAAUCCGUAAAUACAGCAUCAUCACAGACACCAUGACUUCAAAAUCAGAUGCUUCCAACCUUCCCGAAGGCAUUCGCAAUCAAUUUCCCAAUGGCGAUCUUCCCACGUCAAUUCUAGAGCUUACGCGAAACUCGGUCUCUGAGCCCAUCUUCAACCACUCUCUACGUGUCUAUCUCUUUGCAAAAUGGCUGUCUGAAAAGGAAGACCAAGGCUUGGAUGAUCAUGCGCUAUCACUGCUCUUUGCAGCUUGUGUUUUCCAUGAUUUGGGCACCUGCGACGCCUUCAAUGGCCCGCAGCGGUUCGAGGUUGAAGGCGCCGAUGUAGCCAAAUCACAUUUACUUGCCCGCCAAAUCGCAGAAUCAGAUGCGCACAAAGUUUGGACAGCGAUUGCGCUACACACAAGUCCAGGGAUCGCUGAGCGCAUCGACCCUUUUACUAGGCUAGUCAGGCUCGCAGUGCUGAUUGACUUUUCGCCUGCCACCAGAUCAAGCCUCGGCGCUGUAGAGUACGGGAGAGAAGUUGAGGCUCUACUCCCGCGACUGGAUAUUGAAGAGAAUCUUGCCAAAUCUGUUGUAUGCCAGGCCAAGGGUGAACAAGUAGUUCCAGAUAAGACAACAUAUCCCUCUACACAAAAGCACCCGGCUGGAAGUUGGCCUGGGAUGCUGCUAAGAGCACAUUUGGAGAACCCGGGACAUCAGGGAAGAAAUCCAGCAUUUUAGCUUCUUUAAAUUUAUACUUAUAAAAUCAGUAAUAUUACUUUCAUAUAUGGGUUGCUUUUACUUUCAGUUCGCCUACACUUUAUUAGUAGCGUUAGCGCAGAAAUUCUAAACAUUCAGUAUUUGCAACUUUAACUGCGAAAAGGAAUUUACAUCUAUUUAACCAGGAAUCUUCCUGUGAGUCUACCUUCCGAGCUUCUCAUCAUUUGUGGAAAUGGCUGAAAAUAUGCUGCCCUCUACAACAAAACAAACGAAACAACGUUCGAAAUACAAGAAAAUUAGCGAGGAUACUCCCGUCGACAAACUGCCGUUGCUAGGCAAAGCCAAAUUUCUCCUUGACCUUACCCAUGAUACUUGUAAGGAAUGCCGCACCGUCGCGAAAACAACACAUGCAGCUCGUUUAUUCGCGCUUCUUGCUCCAAUUUAUUGCGAUGGUUGCGAAACCGGGCAUCCUGCAGUGUGGUUUUCUCCCGAAGACCGAGAGAAGGUGGACGGCAGCCCUCGAAAAUGCAUCACAUGGCGCGGCAGACUCUCUGCUUGUAAACACUUGUCCAUUACUUGCGCAGAGAUUGAGCAGUUAAGAUGCCAACAAAAGUUCGCCAACGGCACGACAAUCCUAAAAUGUGUGGAUGAAGAAUGCGCAGUCGGUGCCUG
Molecule: messenger RNA, 1493 nt
Organism: [Torrubiella] hemipterigena
Lineage: Eukaryota; Fungi; Ascomycota; Sordariomycetes; Hypocreales; Clavicipitaceae
Source: the annotation of a GenBank genome assembly